Messenger RNA from Nannospalax galili (Upper Galilee mountains blind mole rat), 1823 nucleotides. RefSeq names its product transmembrane protein 184A (gene Tmem184a). The transcript is spliced from 9 exons. The record is from RefSeq and is a predicted model, not a curated record. Gene Ontology annotation, biological process: transport. NCBI's taxonomy places the organism in Eukaryota, Metazoa, Chordata, Mammalia, Rodentia, Spalacidae. Bases 86 to 1363 code for a protein of 425 amino acids. Gene Ontology annotation, cellular component: early endosome membrane. Gene Ontology annotation, molecular function: transporter activity.
GGUGGCCACGUGAAAGACUAGUCUGGAGUCCUCAGAGGUGGCCAGGCCGCCCAGGCCUGAGCCCAAGAGCUUCCUGCCCACAGAGAUGAGGAACUCAUCAGGGCUCCUGCGGACAGCUGGAGUCCCUCUGGUUUCGGCGACCUGGCUUCUGCCCAGCCCGCCCCCGGCAAUGCCCACAGUGGCAGCCAGGCCACAGAUGGAGCGCGUGGACAACGGCUCGCAGGGGGCCCCCCAGCUCUUCCUUAACAGCGCGCUGGCCCGAGGCAUGUCAGGUGUAUUUGUAUGGACUGCUCUGCUGCUCACCUGCCACCAGAUAUACUCCCACCUACGUUCCUACACCGCGCCGUGUGAGCAGCGCUACGUCAUCCGCCUCCUAUUCAUUGUGCCCAUCUACGCCUUCGACUCCUGGCUCAGCCUCCUCCUCCUCGGGGGCCAUCCCUACUAUGUCUACUUCGACUCUGUCCGAGACUGCUACGAAGCAUUUGUCAUAUACAGUUUCCUAACCUUGUGCUUCCAAUAUCUGGGGGGCGAGAGCGCCAUCAUGGCUGAGAUCCGCGGCAAACCCAUCAGGUCCAGCUGCUUCUAUGGGACCUGCUGUCUCCGGGGCGUGUCCUACUCCAUCACGUUCCUGAGGUUCUGCAAGCAGGCCACACUACAAUUCUGUAUCGUCAAACCAGUCAUGGCUUUGAUCACCAUCAUCCUCCAGGCCUUUGACAGAUACCACGAUGGAGACUUCAAUGUCCGCAGCGGCUACCUGUAUGUGACCCUCGUGUACAACGCCUCUGUCAGCCUGGCUCUCUACGCUCUGUUCCUUUUCUACUUUGCUACCAGGGAGCUCCUGAGGCCCUUCGAGCCGGUGCUCAAGUUCCUCACCAUCAAAGCCAUCAUCUUCCUCUCCUUUUGGCAGGGAAUGCUGCUGGCCAUCUUGGAGAGAUGUGGGAUCAUCCCUGAGGUUCAAGCUGUGGAUGGCACCAGAGUAGGGGCCGGCACACUAGCUGCUGGCUACCAGAACUUUCUAAUCUGCAUUGAGAUGUUGUUUGCCUCGCUUGCGCUGCGCUACGCCUUCCCCUGUCAGGUCUACGCAGAGAAGAACUCGCCUGCCCCACCAGCACCUAUGCAGAGCAUAUCCAGUGGCCUAAAGGAGACGAUCAGCCCUCAGGACAUCGUCCAGGAUGCCAUUCAUAACUUCUCACCAGCCUACCAGCAGUAUAUACAACAAGCCACACAUGAGGCCCCGGGGCCCAGCCAGGGUGGGCACCAUCCAUCACCCAGCACCCACCCUGGCCCAAUCAGUGGCUCCAGAGUGGGUAAAAAAAGCCAAAACAUAGAGAAACGCAUGCUGAUUCCCUUUGAGGACCUGUAGGGAUGAGGAGAGUGUGGAGUCUGGCUGGGGACCCAGUCUGCCUGGGCCCCCACCCACCAGCUUACUUUCCAGAGGCCCAGCCUCUCCUGAGAAACCCCCUGCGAGGUCUUGGGGGCCCUCCCCAUCCCACAUAUGGCCCAGGGAAAAGUCACCUGGGCGAAAUGGACAAGCCCAAGGACCCAGUGGCGUGACCAGGCCGCAGGUGGACCUGAGAGCUGGCUACUCCUUCCAUACCACAGGCCCACGAGACAGAUGGUUAGGUCAACUGCAGAGAGGGACAGUCAGGAAGAAUAGGCCCGGUCACCUAGGACUGAGGAGCCACAGAGCCUGGGCCUGGCUGUGGCUAUCUUGGGUGCAUGAAGAAACCCCCCUGCCCUUUAUUCUAGCACAGAUCCUUGGUAAGGCCCCCACGGGGGUGGCCUGGCCUCUUAGCACAGCAUGGCUGUGAGGGCACCAGCCU